Molecule: messenger RNA, 5487 nt
Organism: Dinoponera quadriceps
Lineage: Eukaryota; Metazoa; Arthropoda; Insecta; Hymenoptera; Formicidae
Gene: shakB
Product: innexin shaking-B
Exons: 7
Coding region: 1513-2634 (373 amino acids)
Cellular component (GO): plasma membrane; gap junction
Molecular function (GO): gap junction channel activity
Source: RefSeq, a predicted model, not a curated record
GGCCGCGCGGAGUCGAGCGAGUGUGUGCGGAAGAGCGCGGCGUGCGGAAGUAGUUUGCGAAAUGUGCGUGCGCGUGCGACGAAAUCAGCGUGGACGACAGGACGACGCCGACGCCGCUCGCCGACGGGGCGCAGGAGGCCGACGCACAGCCGCGUGAUCGAUCCGCGCGAGAUCGGAUCUCGUCCACCGCCGCCGCUCUUUCUCUCUCUCUCUCUCGUCCGUCGCUCUCGGUGCGGCGGAAUGCCGGAUCAUCGUCAUCGUCGUCGUCGUCGGUCGGCGAGCGAUCGCGCCGCGGUUCUCCCUCGCGAUUGACCUCCAUCGCUCCCCGGGAUCGCGUGACCACCGCGGAAUGUCCGGUCGGCGGGCUACCCCUCGGCGCCGCGAAGAUUCUCCUCCGGAAGAAGUUCGCAGAUCUUGACUCUUGACUUGGAGCUCUGCGGGGCCGAUCUCAGGUCGGCGGAGGUGACGCGGGAGUGACGAGCGCGACGAGAGGUCAGGAGGAGUGCUGCGCGAGAGAGACUCACAGUCUCGUAUUGUUCGUCGCAUCGACAACCGACGGGGAUGUGCGAAUUCAACGAAUCCGCCCGCGUCGUCGAAAACGGUAAUGUCACGCGAUCAUUAUUAUGCGUCACUCGAACAACGACGUGGAUUCUUACGAAAAUCGCGAAACGAGUGCUAACGAGUGAGAGGAGAAUGUGCGGGAAGAUACGGCGAAGGAUUGCCCGAAGGAUCUCAUCGAUCGCACGCGAUUGAACGAUCAGCCGCGUAUAUACGGCGAACUUUCACGAGGGGAAACUGUUGUCGAUUAGGCGGGACAAAGACUCGAAGUGAGAGAGAACGCGUCCAAGUUUUAUCUCUCUCAUUUUGCUCAGGAAAGAUAAAGAGUGCGAGGAAGUUGGGGCUGAAGCUGUGCGCGGGAAUUCGAAUGCCAAAGACAAGCAGGAGUCGCCGCUUGAGAAGAACGUUCUUCCUAGCGGCACGAUAACGGUUCGCGCUAGUAGUUCGCGGUAUCGGGAAAUUCGGCGAAGCAGUUUGCCAAGGAAGUGCCAAAAUACAAUAAUCGGAAUCGAAAAACGAAACCGCUGUCACGACGUAUAUUUUCUCGGCUGAUCAAAGGAACCCGCUCUUUCUCUCUCCCUCUCUCUCUCUCUCUACCGGCGAGCACGACGACGAAGAGGAAGUGUGAGUGAUACGCGGAGUGAGGCGGAUUUCUCCACUUAUUCCGCAUCGCACGGAAAAGUCGCGCGAAACGGACGAGAGGUGCGGCCGAGAUUCAUGGGUGUUCCUGGAGACGUCGUGCCGAGUUCCGGAUUUGCGCCGAGAGCGAGAGGGUGGACGACGACGCGGGCUGUAACGUGACCCGGGCGGAUGCUCGUCGCGCGGAAACGGCGGAAGAUGUAAGAUCCGGUGAGGAGGAAAGCGCGGAUCCCGGCAGCGCCAACCCGAGGAAUCGGCCUCAUCCGGUGCUGCGGCCCGGUCUCGCUCGCGCCCUUGGUGCCGUUCGGCACCAAAAUGCUGGACAUAUUCCGCGGCCUCAAGAGCCUCAUUAAGAUCUCGCACAUCCACACCGACAGCGCCGUCUUCCGUCUGCACUACAGUCUCACGGUGAUCUUACUGAUAGCGUUCUCCUUAAUCGUCACUACCCGCCAAUACGUCGGCAACCCCAUCGACUGCAUACACAGCAAGGACCUGCCGGAGGACGUGCUGAACACGUACUGCUGGAUACACAGCACCUACACGAUCACCGCGGCCUACCGGAAGCGGGAGGGCUCAGAGGUGCCGUUCCCCGGCGUCGAUAACUCCAAGGCGUAUCCCGACAGCGAGAGAAAAGAGUACAGAUACUAUCAGUGGGUCUGCUUCAUGCUGUUUCUGCAGGCGAUCCUUUUUUACACGCCGAGAUGGCUGUGGAAAGGCUGGGAGGGUGGCAAGAUUCAUGCCCUCAUGAUGGAUCUCGACAUCGGGCUGUGCUCCGAGGUGGAGAAAAAGCAAAAGAAGAAGAUGCUGCUCGACUACCUCUGGGAGAACCUUCGCUUUCACAAUUGGUGGGCUUACAGGUACUACCUAUGCGAAGUGCUCGCGCUGCUGAAUGUGGUCGGUCAGAUGUUUCUGAUGAACCGCUUCUUCGACGGCGCCUUCUUGACCUUCGGCAUCGACGUGCUCAGGUUCCUCGAAUCCGAUCAGGAGGACCGAGUGGACCCGAUGAUUUACGUCUUCCCACGAAUGACCAAGUGCACUUUCUACAAGUACGGCGUCAGCGGGGAGGUCGAGAGGCACGACGCCGUCUGUAUAUUGCCUCUGAACGUCGUGAACGAGAAGAUCUAUGUUUUCCUCUGGUUCUGGUUCCUCUUCCUCGGCGUGCUCAGUUUCUUUACGGUUUUGUAUAGGAUACUGAUAAUCUUCUCACCGCGCACGAGGGUCUACCUGCUGCGAAUGCGAUUCCGUCUGGUGCGGCGGGACGCCGUCGAGACGAUAGUGCGUCGCAGCAAGGUGGGUGAUUGGUUUCUCUUGUACAUGCUGGGCGAAAAUUUGGACACCGUCAUCUACAGGGACGUGAUGCACGAAUUGGCGAACAAGCUCGCCUCAAGGCAUCACCACGGCGUACCAGGAGUGAAGGGCGAGCUUCAAGAAGCCUGAUCGAGGUUGCCUCGGAGGGUCGGCACGUUCGAUUCGCUGCCGCGGUCCUGCCCGUCGUCCCGCGGUCGUCGACGCAUCCGGAGACGCGGGACGUGCGAUCGCGGCCGGAGAAGAAGAAGCGGCGGCGGAAGGGCCGACGGGUCUUCUUCAAGGAUCCGCGGAUCCGGUCUCGCGAAGAGACGCGUCUAUCCUCCUUUCCGCCGGCUGUUGCUUAUCGAGCUCGCAGCGAUGCGACGAUAGCGCCCGGAGAUAUCGGAGACGCGUCCCCCACCCCCCGUCUUCGCGGUGAGAUGUCAAAGAAAGAGUGAAAGAGGGGGGGGGGAGGGAGAAACGCGCUGGUCAUUCGGGAUCCUCCGAGAUUGGCGUUCUCUCUUUCCCGUACGAGUGAACGAAUUUGCCGAUGUAACUUUGACGACGCGCACGCGCGAGCCCGGAGCGGACGACACAUGAGACACCCGUCGAUGCGUUCUUGACUUCGCGAAAUGUCAAUUUUAUACAAGUUUCACCGUGAAGCUUAUGUCAAUUUUACGUAUAGAUUUAUGUAAAAUUUCGAUAAAAUUUCGGUGAAAUUUCUCGGUUUUGUAGACAACGGCAUUUGCGGAAGGCAGGCUCUCAUCGGUCGAAUAGGAGGACCGUCGCGCGUCCACGAAUCUCGCGUGUUCCCGAGGGAAAAUCACGGUAUUUUGCAUCUCCGGCGCGUGCGACUCUCGUUGACAAUGAGAACGCGACGACCGAAAGCGUGAAGCGGCAAGCGCGGCCGGCUGAACUCGUCGAAAUGAUACCGGUUUCGAUCCCCGAUCGCUCUCUCGGGCGGCCGCGAAGAAGCCGCGAACGAAAAGACAGAGACGUUCGAGCGAACGAGCGAGAGCUACGGCGACGUUCACGACGACGCGAGGGACCAAGAAGAGACUAUCAUCCCGUUGGCGUUGUUACGCUCUCCGGGCGCGAGGCAGCGGACGCGUUACCCCCCUAAGAUAGCGAGACUCGUUAAAAGACACUUCAGAAACGGCGGCGCGGGUCGUCGAACGAAUAUCGCACACCGGCCGAUCGUUACGCGCCUUCGUGUUGCUCUCGCGUCGCCAAAAGACAGCUUCGCGAACAGAUAGCGAAAGUAUCAGACGUCGAGGGUAUCGUCGCGCGGGUUCCACUUCGUUCUCGUCGUCCCGGUGACUUCGCGGCAAACACGUCCGCUACUAGCGGACAUGCGCGCGCGCGUGUGUGUGUGACGGAGCCCGAUCCCUCACGAAGAGCCCCACAUAUCGAUAGCUACGAAGUGAGAGACCUUGUAGCUGCAAAAACAACUAUUUUCGGAUUCCUCAGUUCAGUAAACUCAGACUUCUCUUUCCCCAUUUGUUGACAAUUGAUAUUUUCAGCGAAGCUGAAUUCUUAUGUUUUUACUCGAAAUCAUAGAAAGCUGAAGGAUGCAAGGACGAUUCGAUCGUUUCGAGCGAAGCGGAUUUUCAAAGCAGUUUCUCGCUCCUCCGGAAAAUUCCUGAUUUUGUGUGUACGAGGCGCCACUUCUUAGACAUCGAUGUGUGUCGCAGCGAUCAUUUUUAUCCGUACACUGAGUCUGUUUUACACAAUUAUAUAUAAAAAGAGAUACAAGAUGGUCUAUGUGGGAAAAGUGGCCCGGAACGAACGGUGUGCACUGGAAGAAAAAUUAUCUAAAGAAUAAACAAUAUUUACUCGGUGCUAACAACAUAUUUAUUUAAAUCUGAAUUCCUUUAAGUACAAAAUAAGCGAAAUUCUUUCCUUCGAAAAGAAAUUUAUCUCAGUGUAAAAAUAUGUAUCUCAUGAUACAAAUAAAUAUGUUAUUAGUAUUAAAUAAGUAAUUUUUAUUUCCUAGAUAUUUUUUCUCUCAGGCCCGAUUUCUCAUUUUCCGGUUGACUUGUAGUUUAGGCUCAAUCUCACGAUAAUGCAAAAAUUGUUUUCCUCAUUCCUGGUUAAUCGUCAAACUUGAAAAGUCACCACUGCAAAAUCGUCAGUUUAACGAUUAACCGCGAAUAGUAAAACGAUUCUUGCAUUCUCAGUUGAGGUUCGGACCGCGAGUUAAAUAGAAAAUGAAGAGCCGGGCUUCAGUGUGCCAGCCGAACGUGGACUAAAAGACCCGCUUGAGAGUCACCGGCCGACCGAAGCGGAUCGAGCGGGAUGACCGAUUUCUUCCCGAACGCGGACACGUUUGUCCGCCGGACGGCUCGCGAAUUUCUCUCUUUUUCUUCGCGUGACGUGAAUUACGCAACCGACCUUGAGAUAUUUUUCUUCCCUCUCUUGUUAUUCCAACGACGAAGGUGUCGCCGAGGCGGCGAGAAGUGAUCCCGCGCCCCGAUGCGCUCUCUCAGGUCUUUGUAAGUUUAGCGUUUAGCGCCCGUCAGGAGCGUCCGUAGAUGCUGGACGGAUGCUGCUGCCUAUUAUUGUUUCGGUCUAUUUUAACACUUUGAUCGUGCCGUGUUACGUAAACGUAAGUACUAGGUAAGCGAGCCACGAAGGGUGGAAAUAAUCGCAUAAAGAGAUCAUUAUGUACCGGCGAUAGGUGUAUUCAAAGCCGGUAAUAUCGGUAUAUCUAUUAGGAGAGUCGUCCUUUUUGACGAGAGCUUCGGAUCUCCGCCCUUAGCGGAGGGAUUCUCCUACACGAUUCGCAUUCGCGAAGAUUCAUCCGAGCGAGAGAACGUAACGGUAACGUCCCUAGUCACAUUAUACUUCUUUACGUCUCCGCCGUUAUUUGUCGAAUCGCGAAUCUGAAUCCGUCGGUCCGACGACGGACACACUGCCACCGAUCGACACGAUCGAUUUUGCUGUAUCCUGCUCGAGAUAGCACGGAGAUAGAGUCAAGAAUAAAGGUGCGUUACCUCGAGA